GCUGAGUAAACUAGCCAGAAAUACACUCUCGGGAAAUGGCCUCUAAAUCUUGGCUGAAUUUUUUAAUCUUCCUCUGUGGAUCAGCAAUAGGAUUUUUUUUAUGUUCUCAACUAUUCAGUAUUUUGUUGGGAGAGGAAGGUGACACCCAGCCUAGUAUGCUUCAUAAUGACCCUCAUGCUGGACAUUUAGAUGAUAAUGGACACAGUCACCUCAAGGGACAAGUGGACUUCAAUGCAGACUCUAGCCAACAUAAAGAUGAGAACACGGACAUUGCUGAGAACCUCUAUCAGAAAGUUAAAAUUCUUUGUUGGGUUAUGACAAGCCCUCAAAAUCUAGAGAAAAAGGCCAAACAUGUCAAAGCUACAUGGGCCCAGCGUUGUAAUAAAGUAUUAUUUAUGAGUUCAGAAGAAAAUCAAGACUUCCCUACUGUGGGAUUGAAAACCAAAGAAGGCAGAGAGCAGCUCUACUGGAAAACAAUUAAAGCUUUUCAGUAUGUGUAUGACCAUUAUUUAGAAGAUGCUGAUUGGUUUAUGAAAGCAGAUGAUGACACAUAUGUCAUCCUGGACAAUCUGAGAUGGCUUCUGUCAAAGUAUAACCCUGAACAACCCAUUUACUUUGGGAGAAGGUUUAAGCCCUAUGUGAAGCAGGGCUACAUGAGUGGAGGAGCAGGAUAUGUACUAAGCAAAGAAGCCUUGAGAAGAUUUGUAGAUGCAUUUAAAACAGAGAAAUGCACACAUAGUUCCUCCAUUGAAGACUUAGCCCUGGGAAGGUGCAUGGAAAUUAUAAACGUAGAAGCUGGAGAUUCCAGAGACACCACUGGAAAAGAAACUUUCCACCCAUUUGUACCAGAACACCACUUGAUCAAAGGUUAUCUACCGAAAACAUUUUGGUACUGGAACUACAACUAUUAUCCUCCUGUAGAGGGUCCUGGUUGCUGUUCUGAUAUUGCAGUUUCUUUUCACUAUGUUGAUUCGACAACUAUGUAUGAAUUAGAAUACCUCGUUUAUCAUCUUCGUCCAUAUGGCUACUUAUACAGAUAUCAGCCUGCCUUACCUGAGGAUAUACUAAAAGAGAUUAAUCAAGCGAACAAAAACGAAGAUACAAAAGUAAAAUUAAGCAACCUUGAAAGAAGACCGUGAGUGGACUGAGGUCAAAUGGUCUACAUUGCACUGAAGGACCUCUUCCUUUCUGACAGAAUCCUGAAAUCCCAGUGAGGAACUGAUCAGAAGUGAAUAUUCCAUAUAGAAUUUUUUCCAAUGGAUGACUAUAAUCUGAAGCAUUUAAAGAGCUGUGAAGUCUGUUAAAAUGUGUUUUGAUACAGUAAUAUAUAAAUAUAAAUAUAUAUGAAGAAUUUGUGUUUUAAAUGGUAACAGAAGAGCUAGAAAGGCUCUGUCCUCUGUUCCUGACAGUGUGUGUUGUUGUCACUAGAGCUGGAGGGGUUCCGUUUGUGAUCACCUACUACGCCGCACCGUGAGAACACAAUGCUGAACAGAUCUGCCUUAAAAGUAGAAAGAAAUACUGUCGCUCAAUAUACACUCUGCUCACGUGUAUGAUACAAACCAGCCUCCCAGUUGCCGCCUGAAAACUUUGCUGUGAUUGUAUGACUUAUAAUUGGCAGUGUUUCCUCAAGAAGAAAUAGAAUAAGAUUGCCCCCUGAAGUUCACUAAUAAACCACGUUUUCCAA
Molecule: messenger RNA, 1684 nt
Organism: Microtus ochrogaster (prairie vole)
Lineage: Eukaryota; Metazoa; Chordata; Mammalia; Rodentia; Cricetidae
Gene: C1galt1
Product: core 1 synthase, glycoprotein-N-acetylgalactosamine 3-beta-galactosyltransferase 1
Cellular component (GO): membrane
Molecular function (GO): N-acetylgalactosaminide beta-1,3-galactosyltransferase activity
Source: RefSeq, a predicted model, not a curated record